Molecule: messenger RNA, 744 nt
Organism: Pan troglodytes (chimpanzee)
Lineage: Eukaryota; Metazoa; Chordata; Mammalia; Primates; Hominidae
Product: TNF receptor-associated factor 4-like
Exons: 1
Biological process (GO): regulation of canonical NF-kappaB signal transduction
Cellular component (GO): plasma membrane signaling receptor complex
Molecular function (GO): ubiquitin protein ligase binding; zinc ion binding; tumor necrosis factor receptor binding
Source: RefSeq, a predicted model, not a curated record
UGUGGUGUGGGCACUGUGGCUCGGGAGGACCUGCCAGACCAUCUGAAGGACAGCUGUAGCACCGCCCUGGUGCUAUGCUCAUUCAAAGACUCCAGCUGCAAGCACUGGUUCCCUAAGCUGGCAAUGGCACGGCAUGUGGAGGACAGUGUGAAGCCACAUCUGGCCAUGAUGUGUGCUCUGUUGAGUUGGCAAUGGCAGGAGCUGCAGGACCUUCAGCAAGAGCUGGAGGAGCUAUCAAUGGGCAGUGAUGGUAUGCUCAUCUGGAAGAUUGGCAGCUAUGGUCGGCGGCUACAGAAGGCCAAGGCCAAGCCCAACCUUGAGUGCUUCAGCCCAGCCUUCUACACACAUAAGUAUGGUUACAAGCUGCAGGUGUCUGCAUUCCUCAAUGGCAAUGGCAGUGGCGAGGGCACACACCUCUCACUGUACGUUGGCUUGCUGCCUGGUGCCUUUGACAAUCUCCUUGAGUGGCCCUUUGCCCACUGUGUCACCUUCUCCCUGCUGGAUCAGAGCAACCCUGGGCUGGCUAAACCACAGCAUGUCACUGAGACCUUCCACCCCUGCCUAAACUGGAAGAACUUCCAGAAGCCAGGCACUUGGAGGGGGGCUCCCUGGAUGAGAGAUCUUCCUAAGUUCAUCUCCCACCAGGACAUCCGAAAGCAAAAUACUAUGUACAGUGUGGGGAACAGGUCUUGGGGUCAUCAAGGGCUGGAAACAAGUGACCCCAGGGCCUGUCUCCCUUCUUAG